Messenger RNA from Melopsittacus undulatus (budgerigar), 2508 nucleotides. It is a transcript of the gene MTCP1, whose product is annotated as mature T cell proliferation 1. The transcript has 4 exons. Gene Ontology annotation, molecular function: protein serine/threonine kinase activator activity. The coding region runs from base 2090 to 2425 and encodes 111 amino acids. Lineage: Eukaryota; Metazoa; Chordata; Aves; Psittaciformes; Psittaculidae. The record is from RefSeq and is a predicted model, not a curated record.
UUUAUGUAUAGCCCCUUCCUAACAGUCUUAGAGACUGUGGAAAAGAAAGGCUGGACUGAGCCUUUGGACUUUUGGCAACUGAACUCAGAGCUGUGGAGUUCAAGUUUGGGACAGAUUAGUUGGGCAAAGGGUGAGAACAAGUUAACCACGGCCCAUUCUGCAGUGUCCCUGUGUUACACCUUGUUCUGUCUGUCCUGUAUCUAUCCUCCAUGGUCACAUGCAGUAAACGCAAGUGUACAUGUUGUGCUUCAGCCCUCCUACUUGUAGUUCAGCAACACUGAGCCAGGUUAGUAUUUGGACAGGAGACCUUCCAGGAGAGUUUAUUUACAGUAGGAUAGAGUGUUUGCUUACUGAGUCAUGGUUUUCCAGUACCGAAGUCUUGUGGUUCUGGGACCAUGAGCUGUAGGAAUUCCAGCUUUGAAUGGAAUAAAAGCAAGUUCUUCAGCGUUUUUGGUCAUGAUGGAGCUUUUGGCAGUUGACUGCAGAGUAGGAGAGUAUCCUGGCCGAAUUCCAACCUGGGUGAUUACAUUCAGCUGACUGAAAAUGAGCAGCGAUUGCUGCAUUUCACUGUUGGGCAAAGUCAUUUCCACGCAGGGGAUUAAAUUCAUAAAGUGGCUUAGGUGAAGCAGAAUGAAAAGGACUUACAGAAAUGUCCCUUUAACCCUCACAGGUUAUUCCUGAAGCCCUUGCAAGGCUUUUCAGUUUGCUGUCACAUUAAAUGCUGGGGAUCGAGCUGCUGGGCCAUUGCUUGGAAUGGCUGUCCCCUGUCACAGGGUGGUCUUCAGAACAGUGGUGCUUUUUAUAACACACGUACAUAUUCCCACACAUCCAACAAGGAAAUAAAAACAGAAUGGGGGAAAAAGAAAUGAUAAAAGAACAUCCAAAGUUUCCUGUCUUAGAGAUUAAAAUGCUGUGACAGUGCUGCUCGGCCGGGUGAUUCUUUGAUUCAAAAAGGUAGAGAAGCUCUGGUGUAAGAUGUAGAAGGCAGCGUGGAAGCAUGUUACCUGUUAUAGCUCAAUGUAUAACGGUUUUCUUUUUCUCUCCCUGACUUUCCCUACUUUAUUUUGUACCCAGAUUUUCUUGCUCCUGUCUGAAAUGUGCCUUGUAACUUUACAAGUUUUCAGAAGACCACUGUGUUUCACUGGGAUAGGAAUACUGCAUCUGCUUCGUAGCAGGAGGAUGUUAUAUGUAUUACAGCUUAAUUCUGUUCUACUUUAAACCUAGAUAAAGAAUGAAGACUGUCUGUACCAUUUUGAUUACCUCUUCUAGGGUUCAAAGAGAGAACCAUUUCCCCUGACCUUCAUUUGCUAAUGGCUCAGCUUGAUCUAACCGGUAUACAGAUAAACUUGCUGUUACACAAAACUCCCGGUAGGAAGAACCACCUCAAUGUCCAAAAUUCCUUUGCCCCUGCUGGUACUGGUGGCUCUCUGUAACCAUCUAAAAGCUGAACUACGCAGAGUCCCAAGAGCUGUUCACGAGAAGCUUGUGUGUGAAUGAACGAUGCUGCCAUCGUCUUGAGAGAUGAGACGAAGGACCCGUCACAAUGACAGCUCUGCAAGUUCCCAGUAUGAGAGUCGUGCGUACGGAGUUUCAUGCUUUGUCUCCAGAGUGAUCUUCGUUCUUGUUAAGCUAAUUCCACCUCUUGUCACAAGUUUUGCUUUUGGAUUUAGACCAUCAUUAAGCCACGGAACUCCUGUGUAAACCACUUUUCUUCCUUUCCCCCCUCUCUGUUUUACACAAAGACUGUUAACAUGACUGUUAGUGGAAUAAGUAAAGCCAAUAUUCACAGGGUUUAACUCUCUACCAAUAGCACCUUUUUGCCCCAGAAUGCCUUACAAACACCAUACAGCACGCAUGUCCCAGAGUACGACUUGUCAUGCCAUUUCUGUUCACUUAGGCACCACCUCAGUUUCCCAGGCUGAUGCUUAGGGACAUUUCAGCUCAUAGCAUCUCACACCAUAAGUCAGACGCCACCCAGAGGUGCCUUUCAGGUCUGAGAGCUUUCUCCGUGAAUGUAUUCCGAGCUAAAGAGACCACGUGUGCAUCCUGCGGGAUGAUGCCGUCCACCUAACGGGAGCAUCCUGACGUGAUGGAGGGCAUGGCAGCAGGAGGGCAUGCUGGCACUCCUCCUGUCCGACUGUGGGUGCGACGAGUAGGUGUUUACUGCGAUGAGCACCGCAAAACGUGGCUUGUGGCUGCGGAAGAGGAGGAAGGUAUGCUGAGGGCUCGGAUCCAAAGAGUUCAGGUUCCCCUGGGUGAGGCGCUGCGACCCAGCCAGCUCCCCCCAUCCCGGCUGCCUCAUAUGUGGCAGCUGUCCCAGGGUGAGCAGUACAGGGAUAGUAACUCUCGCGUUUGGGAGAUAGAGCACCAUCUCAUGCUUGGUGGUGUUGAAGAACUGCUGCUUAAACUCGUGCCUGGUGAUUAAUCUGGAGCAGUGGCUCUAGGAAGAUGUCGUUGUAUAUUUUGUACAAUAAAUGAUUCUCUCACCACUGAAAUGCAGCCACCUCU